CAGGUCUGAAAGACUGCUUAUAUGCAAAGAGGAAAGGACAGCGCACAUGAGAGGGUGUGUGUGUGCGUGUGUGUUUGUGUGUGCGUGUCACACACAACACCACACAUUCAGCAAAAGAGGAAGAGAGACCAAGCAAUGCUGAUAAACACACGAUCAUGACACUUUGUGUUGUGGAUUUAAAAGCAUCUGGAUUAUCAGAUUGCUGGAUUGGGAAUCAAAGGACUGAUCCAGGAGAUCAUGGAACAUGGGAGUGGCGGAUAUGCACUUGUUAACCAGUCACAACACACUAACUCCUCCGUGGUCUCCGAGUACAGUGAUGUUACGCUCGUGCUGCUGGGGGCAACUAUGGUUCUUCUGGUUCUGGCCAUAGUGUUUGGUAACAUGCUGGUGAUUACUGCCAUCCUGAGGUUCCAGCGGCUGCAGACGGUCACCAACCUUUUCGUUGCCUCACUGGCUGCUGCUGACUUAAUCAUGGGAAUGUUUGUUGUCCCCUUUGGCUCCAGUUACAUCCUGCUGGGAGACUGGAAGUAUGGAAACUUCAUGUGCGCCUUUUGGACGGCAGCUGACGUGUUGUGCGUGACUGCUAGUAUAGAAACGCUGUGUGUGAUUGCUCUGGACCGUUACCUCGCCAUUACCUCACCUCUGCGAUACCCAACACUGCUCACCAGGUGUCGAGCCUGUGCUGUGAUCCUUGGUGUUUGGGCAGUGGCCUCCCUCAUCUCCUUUCUACCCAUCCACAUGAAGUGGUGGGUGUCCGAGGAUGAGGAGGCUCUCCGUUGCUUGGCUGAUGAGAGCUGCUGUGAUUUCAACACCAAUGCCGCCUACGCUGUGACUUCCUCAAUAGUGUCCUUCUACUUGCCACUGGUGGUGAUGAUUUUCCUGUACAGCCGGGUGUUCCAGGAGGCCCAGAAACAGCUGAAAAAGAUCAGAAGAAGAGAGCGGCACCUCUGUAACUUGCACUAUACCGCACAGCUUCCUCAUCCUGAAGAUAGCCCUUCAAUUAAAAAACUCAGGACAGGAAUGACGGAGGAAGAAGACGUCAGUAGGGAUGGAGUAAAUGAGAAGACAAUAGAAGAUCUAGACACAGAAAAAGAAGAAGUGGACAUCGAGAGUAAGAAAUGGAAGACAGAACAAAGAGAGGAGGGAAAGAAGCGAAAGAAAUCUACUACAAAGCGGCUUAAGUUCUGUCUUAAGGAGCACAAGGCUGUGAAAACUCUGGGGCUCAUCAUGGGCACGUUUACACUGUGCUGGCUGCCCUUCUUCAUUCUCAACAUCCUGGUAACCUUCUGCACUCUGAGUGAAGUUAAGAUCCUCUUCAGAAUUUUCAACUGGCUAGGCUACUCCAACUCAGCCUUCAAUCCACUUAUCUACUGCCGCAGCCCCGACUUCAGGCACGCCUUUCAGGAGAUACUCUGCCUUAGGGGCAAGACAGGUAGAGGACGAUGGAUAAGGUGUAGGUGGUGCACAGAGAAGUACCUCUACUCCGGACCUCCGUGUAGGACAAACAAGAACCCCAGCAUGAGCGGUGUGCGGAGAGAUUACCCGCUGGACACUGAGCAGAGGACAGAGUGGAAUGCCAGUCUGGAUUACUCUGUUCAAGAAGCUUCACAAACUCUGGCUUCACCCCCUUCGUGCUCUGUGAGGCAGGAUUUAAAAGUAGUUCCAAGUCUUGUAACUAAUAGUUGUCCUGGUGCAAGCUGUGGGAGAAUAUUGCUUCGAUUGCUUGACAGUUCUGUUCUCAUGACUUGUAGACUGUUUGCAGACUCAAACAAGAGUCAGUUUGCAGAAGCUCAUCCUAUUUAUUUUUUUGCACAGAAUGCCUGAGGCACUGACUCAGUGCUGGUCCUUUUCAUAAGUUUGUAUCUUUGUUUUAUUUUCGUUUUAGUUUUUGUUGUUGGUGGUGGUGGUGGUGGGGUAAGAAAAUGGAUGGAUGGAUGGAUGUUUCACAAAUUUUGACAUAAUCACAACUCGUGGGUGCUCAGAAAGUGCAUGCCUCUGCCAAAGCCCAAUAGUUGUCUGUUCUGGCCUUAACGGAGUCAAAUUAGUAUACACCUUUUCAGAAAGCAAACAUAUGACAGUAGGUGUCUGUAAAGCAGAUGUUUGAAUUUUUAGUCAAUGUAAUGCAUUGUUUAAAAAA
This is a messenger RNA of Thalassophryne amazonica, 2137 nucleotides long. Its product is annotated as beta-2 adrenergic receptor-like. Gene Ontology annotation, molecular function: beta2-adrenergic receptor activity; norepinephrine binding. Gene Ontology annotation, biological process: negative regulation of smooth muscle contraction; adenylate cyclase-activating adrenergic receptor signaling pathway; norepinephrine-epinephrine-mediated vasodilation involved in regulation of systemic arterial blood pressure. Gene Ontology annotation, cellular component: membrane. The record is from RefSeq and is a predicted model, not a curated record. Lineage: Eukaryota; Metazoa; Chordata; Actinopteri; Batrachoidiformes; Batrachoididae.